Messenger RNA from Telopea speciosissima, 819 nucleotides. RefSeq lists its product as uncharacterized. The record is from RefSeq and is a predicted model, not a curated record. Lineage: Eukaryota; Viridiplantae; Streptophyta; Magnoliopsida; Proteales; Proteaceae. The transcript is spliced from 5 exons. The coding region runs from base 52 to 603 and encodes 183 amino acids.
AAAGCCAAGAAAAGAAUUCCAAAGAGAAAGCGUGUUUCCCUAGAAUCGGAGAUGCAAACACAGAGGCUGCAGACUUGGGAGCAGCAACAGGCAGCAGCACAGAUGCAACCGCAGGUUAAGAAGAACUCAGGAAACAUCGGCAGUGAAAGUCCACCAAAGGAAGACAAUAAGUAUGAUGAAGAAGAUAUGUCAAGAUCUGCUGCUAUCACAACGUUCAGAACAAAAGAAGAAGAGAUUGAGAGGAAGAAGAUGGAGGUGAAGGAGAAGGUUCAGGCACAAUUGGGUCGUGUGGAAGAAGAGACCAAACGAUUAGCAGAGAUUAACGAAGAGCUUGAAGCAUUGGCGGAUCCAACGAGGAAAGAAGUUGCUUCAAUACGUAAAAAGAUUGAUGCAAUAAAUCGAGAGUUGAAACCCUUGGGACAGAGCUGCCAAAAGAAGGAGAAAGAAUACAAAGAGGCACUUGAGGCUUUCAAUGAAAAGAACGCGGAGAAAGCUCAACUAACUACAAAGCUAAUGGAGGUGAAUAUAAUGGUAAGUGAAAGUGAGAGACUGAGGAUGAAGAAGCUUGAGGAGCUGAGCAAAAAUAUUGAUACCUUGCAAUGAGAAAUGAUCAUCUUUAUUCUGAAUUAGAGGCUUGGUUUUCUAAUUUGAUUUGAUGUAUUGUAAUGUUUCUCUUUCUAUGUACCAUUUGUUUUUGAUGAGGGGUUCUACUCAUUUAGGAAAGAAACACCCCCUAAAGAGGUUUGUAACUAAUUAAGAACAUUUAAUCUGCUUUUCAUUAUUCUUGUAAUUAAUUGCAGAAUAAGAUGUUAUAUAGUC